Molecule: messenger RNA, 3642 nt
Organism: Marmota flaviventris (yellow-bellied marmot)
Lineage: Eukaryota; Metazoa; Chordata; Mammalia; Rodentia; Sciuridae
Gene: Dhx33
Product: DEAH-box helicase 33
Biological process (GO): positive regulation of transcription by RNA polymerase I
Cellular component (GO): nucleolus; intracellular anatomical structure
Molecular function (GO): ATP binding; helicase activity; double-stranded RNA binding
Source: RefSeq, a predicted model, not a curated record
CCCCUCCCUAAAGCUUGGGGGCGGCCGUGAGGUCGUUGGUGGUCGCCCGGAACCGGCUGCACGUGGAGAGAAAGGGGCGGUGCUUACUUGGUGCCGGCAACCGAGAGGGGCAGGAGCUUCCUGCUCUUGCGCCUCCUGCCGCGGCGUCCUGCUCUUGCGCCUCCUGCGGCGGCGUCCUCCCGACAUGCCGGAGGAGGCGGGCUUCCCGCCGGCCAAGAGAUUCCGGCCGGGCUGUGGGCCUCCGAGCCGCGCCGGUUCCUACCCUCCCGAGAGGCAAGUAGUGAUGCUGCUGACUGCGGGCGGCGGCUGCGGUAGAGGUGGAGGAGGAGGCCGGCGACAGCAGCCGCCCCUGGCCCAGCCCCCGGCCAGUCCCUACCGUGAGGCCCUGGAGUUGCAGCGCCGGAGUCUGCCCAUCUUCCAGGCGCGGGGGCAGCUCUUGGCCCAGCUCCGAAACCUGGACAGCGCGGUCUUCAUUGGGGAAACUGGCUCUGGGAAGACAACUCAGAUCCCUCAGUACCUCUAUGAAGGGGGCAUCAGCCGCCAGGGCAUCAUUGCUGUGACCCAGCCCCGCCGAGUAGCAGCCAUCUCUCUUGCUACUAGAGUGUCAGAUGAGAAGAGAACUGAACUUGGGAAACUGGUUGGUUAUACAGUGCGCUUUGAGGAUGUCACCUCAGAAGACACCAGGAUCAAGUUCCUAACUGAUGGCAUGUUAUUGCGUGAAGCAAUUUCAGACUCCCUGCUUCGGAAGUACAGCUGUAUCAUUUUGGAUGAAGCCCACGAACGGACUAUCCAUACAGAUGUGCUCUUUGGAGUGGUGAAAGCUGCUCAGAAGAGGCGAAAGGAACUGGGGAAACUGCCUCUCAAAGUGAUUGUGAUGUCAGCUACCAUGGAUGUGGACCUGUUUUCUCAGUAUUUCAAUGGAGCCCCUGUCCUCUACCUGGAAGGUCGGCAGCAUCCAAUCCAGAUUUUUUACACCAAACAGCCUCAGCAUGAUUACCUACAUGCAGCUCUUGUCUCGGUCUUCCAGAUCCACCAGGAAGCCCCUUCUUCUCAGGACAUACUAGUGUUCCUCACUGGUCAGGAGGAGAUCGAAGCAAUGAGCAAGACCUGCCGAGACAUCGCAAAACACCUCCCUGAUGGCUGCCCUGGGAUGUUAGUCCUUCCUCUGUAUGCCUCCUUGCCCUAUGCACAGCAGCUCCGAGUCUUCCAAGGGGCCCCUAAGGGCUAUCGCAAAGUGAUCAUUUCAACCAACAUCGCUGAAACCUCCAUAACCAUUACAGGAAUAAAAUAUGUAGUUGACACGGGCAUGGUUAAAGCAAAGAAGUAUAACCCUGACAGUGGUCUCGAGGUGUUAGCUGUGCAACGUGUGUCAAAGACUCAGGCCUGGCAGCGCACAGGGAGGGCUGGCAGAGAGGACAGUGGCAUCUGUUACCGGCUGUACACAGAAGAGGAGUUUGAGAAGUUUGAGAAGAUGACUGUGCCAGAGAUCCAGAGGUGUAACCUGGCAAGUGUGAUGCUUCAGCUUCUAGCUAUGAAAGUCCCAAAUGUGCUCACCUUUGACUUCAUGUCCAAACCAUCUCCAGAUCACAUUCAGGCGGCCAUUGCCCAACUGGACCUGUUAGGUGCUCUUGAACAUAAGGAUGACCAGCUUACACUGACUCCAAUUGGAAGAAAGAUGGCAGCAUUUCCUUUAGAGCCCAAAUUUGCCAAAACCAUCCUUCUAUCCCCCAAAUUCCACUGUACAGAAGAAAUUCUGACCAUCGUUUCCCUGCUGUCUGUGGACAGUGUUCUCUAUAAUCCUCCUGCCCGGCGGGAUGAAGUGCACGGUGUCCGGAAGAAGUUCAUAUCCAGCGAGGGGGAUCACAUCACCCUGCUCAAUAUUUAUCGGACUUUCAAAAACAUAGGUGGAAAUAAGGACUGGUGCAAAGAGAAUUUUGUGAACAGCAAGAAUAUGCUGUUAGUAGCUGAAGUGAGAGCACAACUGAGGGAAAUCUGCCUAAAGAUGUCAAUGCCAGUCAUGUCAUCACGAGGAGACAUGGAGAGCAUCCGCCGCUGCUUGGCUCACAGCCUCUUUAUGAGCACUGCUGAGCUCCAGCCUGAUGGUACUUAUGCCACCACGGACACCCACCAGCCAGUGGCCAUCCAUCCCUCAUCUGUCCUCUUCCACUGCAAGCCAGCCUGCGUCGUAUACACUGAGCUGCUGUACACCAACAAGUGCUACAUGAGAGACCUCUGCGUCGUGGAUGCUGAGUGGCUGUAUGAGGCUGCCCCUGAGUACUUCAGGAGAAAGCUGAGAACCACCAGAAACUGAGCUGCCCCAGGCUGUGGCACUGUGGCUGUGCCUGGAGCUUGGACCACAGUGGCCUCGUGGCAUACUCCCAGGCUGGCACCUCGAGAAGCUGUGAGUUUCAGCACAGCUAUAUGUGCCUAAUCUCCAGAGGCUUGAAAUCAUCUUUGCUGAAACUCCUCAGACUGAACUGUGUAGAUGUGUACAUAUCAUUUCAACCUUGGGCAUUUCAGAAUUAUGCUUUUGGUCCACGGUGGGUGACUUUGGGUAACUUAGUUAAUUCGUGAGCCUCAAUUGGAGAUAAUAAUCAUACUAACUUAUAAGAUUGGUGUCAUGAAGUUGAGAGAAAAUGAAUGGAAAAUUACCUAGAGCUUUGCCUGACACAGAUACACACAUAGUAAAUUAUGAGCCAUUAUGCAUAAUGUUACUGUUUUCUAUCUGAUGUGAAUUAAGUACAACAAGAUACCAUGAGUUCUUGUGACUGACAGGCAUGGAGCUUGGAUGUUGUCCUUGAUUCUAUUUAAUGUCAUUCUUUAUACAGCUUUAAAGUAGAAACAUAAGAAAUUGACUUCUGUAGAAGUUUCAAGAGGGAGGUGCUGUUGUCUCUUAUCUCCUGGGAUGGCCAUCCCUACUGAGCCUCAUGUCUCAGGGUGCAGACUAGUCUUUGCCCAUCUCGAACCAGAGAUCAGUGAAGGAGUCUCUUGGCCCUUGGCGCAUGUCCACAUCAGUGCUUUCAGGAGACAUGUAAGUUACUUGGGUGAAAGUUGAUUGUACCUUCUGAAUCAUGUCAGAUGUAGACACAAGAAACCAACCUGUUGGUGUAGUAGUCUCCUUACACACCCAGUUGUCAUUUUUCUCUUUAACUGAGCACCUAUAAAUGUGUGCACAUGAAGAGUAAUUCUGUGCUCUGUUUCAACUGUUUCUCUGUGAGCAGGGCCCCUGGUCAGAGGUGCUGGGGGUAAGAGGGAAGGAAGAGGUUCAUGGUCAGUGAGAACCCAGAGGGCAUCUACUCCUCCCAUUCACCACAACUGGCUGUUAUAGUCUUGUAUCUUGUUGAUUUUCUGUCUUUUUUUCUUUAUAGGGACAUGGGGACAUCUGGCUUUGCAGAUGUCUCUAACCUUCAUUGUCUACAUUUGUCAGAGGGAAUUUGAGGAUCUACACAGUCUCUUCCUACUGGGGAAAGACUAAAGGUUCUUAUUAGCUAGUUUAUAUCAAAAGCAAAUAAUCUUUCCCCGGAGAAUGCUUGGACCUAGAAGCAACCAAGAUUAAGCAUGAUAAAAGUUGUGCUUAAUUGUUCCAAAAUGCAAUUUUGUCAUUACUUUACAUAGUGAAUUGCACAAUCCAUUAAGCAGGGG